AUGACUGAGGCUACGCUGGGCCACCCGUUUGCCGUGGUGCAGAGAAUCUACUACCCGUGCGUGUGCGCAAUCGGCAUUCCCGCCAACCUGCUCACCACGCUUACCCUCGCCCGGCGCUCCUGCGGCCUGUCCAAGGUGACGCGCACGUACCUCGUGGCCCUGUCGGUGGCCGACAGCCUGACUCUCGCCUGGUUGGGUGUGGUGGACCUCACGCUGCUGUGGCUGCAGCCCGAGCCCUUCUGGGGCGCCUACCCGUGGUGCGGCCUCGUCACGGUGCUCGAGUACGGCGCCAUGUUCUCCUCCAUCUGGAUUAUCGUGGCCUUCACCAUCGAGCGCUUCCUCUCCGUGGCCCGGCCUGCGGGGUCGGGUCCCAGGCCCACGGCGGCGGCGAGUAGGGGCGGUGGCGGCGCCGGUGGCAUCUGCGGUGGAGCCACGACUCGGAGCCGCUCGCGGGCGGCGCUCUACGUGACGCUGGCCGUGUUCGCCGCUUCCUACGCCUUCGCCGUGCCGGGGUUCUGGCUCAACGUCACCGAGGUCCAGAACGUCACGGCGGUGCGCGACGUCACGGCGGUGCGCGACGUCACGGCGGUGCGUGACGUCACGGCGGUGCGCGACGUCACGGCGGUGCGCGACGUCACGGCGGUGCGCGACGUCACGGCGGUGCGCGACGUCACGGCGGUGCGCGAUGUCACGGCGGUGCGCGACGACAAUGUCGCGGAGGCGGGGAACGACUUGACUUUUGUCGCCGCCUUCCGAGACGUUGCGGAGGUUCACAAUGUGACGGAGGUCUGGAGUGACGUCACCGAGGUCCAGAACGUCACAGAGGUGAGAAAAGGUGGCGCCACGGAGGCCUGGAACGAUGCACCGGAAAUCCGGGGAAACCUCAACGUCGGGGAGGUCUGGAAUGGCGUCGCGAAGGUCCGCAAUGCCUCGGGGACGAGGAAUAUCGUGGAGGUUGGAAACAAUGUCACAAAGGUCCAAAAGGGCAUCGCGGAGGUCCAGAACAUCACAGAGGUCUGGGGCAACAUCACACAAGUGUGGAACGACGGAACGCCAGAGGUCGUAGCAAGAGGCAGGAAGAACAUGUUGGAAUCUUCUCUCCCGACACGGUCGACGUCAUCAUCCUUAUCAUCAUGGCCACCACCGCCGCCGCCAGAAGCGAGGCAGUCUCAGCGCUGCCACCACAACGUGAGCCCCUAUGCGGAGGCCAUCGUGUGGGCCCACACGCUGGCCUCGGGCGCCGUGCCCUUUGCCUUGGUGCUGAUCCUGAAUGGCACAGUGGUGUGGCGUCUGCGCUCCCAGGCGUUCUCGGGGCCCCAGGGCCCCCUGCGGGCCAAGACGCGCCGCUCCGUGGCCAUCCUCCUGGCCGUGUCGCUGGCCUUCGUGGGUCUCUCGCUGCCACGCUUCGUCACCUACUGCCUCCUCCGCACGAUGGGGCCCGAGUGGGCGCGGGACCGCAACGACUUCACACGGCCGCUCAAUGUGGCGGCCGACGUUGCCAUCAUGAUGCACCUGGCCAACUCGGCUGUCAACUGCUUCCUGUACUGCCUGGCGAGCGCGGCCUUCCGCGCCGAGCUCGCGGCCUUGUUGGCCUGCAGGGGCUGCGCGAGGGGGAGCGGCAGGAAUGCCGUGGGGGCGCGUGCGCUCCGCUGAGUGGUAGCGCGUGUGUGCGUGUGUUUGUGCGUGCAUGUGUCCGUGCGUGUGUGUGUAAUAGGGAGAGGGAGUGUAAUGGUUAGUGUGCUGAGCUUACAGACCCGGCGACCCGAGUUCGA
Petromyzon marinus (sea lamprey) is the source of this 1772-nucleotide messenger RNA. RefSeq lists its product as uncharacterized. NCBI's taxonomy places the organism in Eukaryota, Metazoa, Chordata, Hyperoartia, Petromyzontiformes, Petromyzontidae. The record is from RefSeq and is a predicted model, not a curated record. Gene Ontology annotation, molecular function: G protein-coupled receptor activity. Gene Ontology annotation, biological process: G protein-coupled receptor signaling pathway. Gene Ontology annotation, cellular component: plasma membrane.